AACCACAUUUUACUUUCACUUUCACAGCCUCAUGAAAUACAAUAUCAGACGUAGUUUAGGCUAUAAACCACAUAAUUGUUUAGCAUAUCUCAUUUUAACUUACUUUUAUUUAUUAUYUAAACAAACUCAUUAGCAAAUAUGUCCAAACUAACGCUCAUCGGAUUGUGCUUCUGGCUUUAUGUGGCGCAAAAGUUCGUUUCCGGAGAGGAUCUUUAUCAUCAAGUGGGAGGUGAGCUGGUGUUGACACCGAACACGUCCACAGUGCCACACUCCAUCACAAGCAUCCUAUGGAAGCAUGGGAGGAACAAGGUGGCAGAGUGGGACAAGGAUUUUGGUCGUCUGGACAUCUAUGGUGCCUUCAAAGAGCGUACAACCCUGAACCAGACUACUGGAGAGCUGAGAAUCAGUGGAUUGAUGAAAACAGACAGUGGCGUUUAUUCUGUGGAGUUUAACAGCAAACAGCUUGACAAGACAUAUAAACUAUCUGUUAUCAAGGCAGUCCCCAAACCCACAAUCACUUCUUCCUCCUGUAACCCAACAAAACCUCCUGCACUCUGA
Messenger RNA from Salvelinus sp. IW2-2015, 558 nucleotides. Its product is annotated as SLAM family member 7-like. NCBI's taxonomy places the organism in Eukaryota, Metazoa, Chordata, Actinopteri, Salmoniformes, Salmonidae. The record is from RefSeq and is a predicted model, not a curated record.